AUGAAGAAUAGAUCCAGUAUUUGCGUCAUCUUUCUGUGGCUGUCUGCUGCGCUGAUUGCGUUUCCCACAGUACAGCAACAUGUCCCUCUAGCCAAUGCCUUUGGCAUCCCGAGCCACUCUCCCAAGACGACGAGUCCCAAACUGAAUCUGUUAAAGACUAGUUUUGUACCUCGACACUCCAAGCAGACGACAAGAUCCCAUCAUUUUUCUACUAGUAGCACAAGAUUGUCCAUGGUAUUCGAGCGCAUGUCGGAAGACUGCAUUGGUGCCUUGGUGACGGCACAACAAGAAGCGUCUCGUCUGGGACUGCAGCAAGUGGGAUCCGAAGUCUUUGUGGCCGGCAUUGUCGAUCAUCCCGAAAGUCGGGCCAUGGAUCGGACAUUGGCCAAGUAUGGCAUUACCUGGCGCAAAGUGCAACGGGCACUGACCCAAAUGUAUUCGGGCGACAACAGCAACAACAACAUCAACAAACCAGCGUCGUUGGGCAAUUUCAAGAAAUCCAGUGCUGCUGCCAAAAAGAAUGCCAACGAGAAAGACACUGUUCCGUUUUCCAAAUCCGCCAAGGCGGCCAUGAUGAGAGCGGGAAAGUUGGCGGAUAAAAUGGGAUCUACCACGGUCCAAUCGCACCACUUAUUAUUGGGAUUGCUCGAAUAUCAAGAACAAGACGAUGGAACGGCAACGGCCGCCAUUGUAGAUGCCAAAACAGACGUCUGCGACAAUGGAGCCUUGGCCGUGAUUUUGUACUUGGAUGGUUUUGAUUCGUCCGUCACGGCCGUGGAUAUCUGUCAAACACUCUUGCAACAAAUUGACGAACAAGGUGUCACGGCCAACGACAAGGGAGAACUUGUGACGGGUGUGGACGGCAGUGCCAAUACACCCACGCUACAAGAAUGCGGUACGGAUUUGACCCAAAUGGCCAGAGACGGAUUGUUGGACCCCGUGUUUGGACGCGACGCUGAAAUUCAAGCCGCUUUAAGGACGUUGGUACGACGGCGCAAAAACAAUGUCUGUUUCAUGGGUGAAGCCGGGGUGGGCAAAACCGCCAUUGCCGAAGGAAUCGCGCAAGUCUUGGUCGACAAUCCACCUCCACGAUUGGCCGGAUAUCGAUUGGUGAGUUUGGAAAUUGCCACGCUUGUUGCAGGAACCAAGUAUCGGGGAGAAUUUGAAGAACGAUUGCAGAACAUUCUGGCAGAAGUGACGGACCCCAAGGCACCUCCCACUAUUUUGUUUUUGGAUGAAAUACAUCAGCUGGUGGGUGCUGGCGCGGCGGAAGGAGGCAUUGAUGGGGCGCAACAAUUAAAACCGGCAUUGGCACGAGGACAGUUGCAAAUCAUUGGGGCGACCACGAUUGCCGAAUAUCGCAAGUACAUUGAAAAAGACGCCGCGUUGGAACGACGCUUGCAACCGGUCAUGGUCAAGGAACCGUCCAUUGAACAGACUGUUGGUAUUCUGGAAGCAUUGCAGGACAACUACGAACGCCAUCACGGCGUCACGUACACGCACGAGGCGCUCGUGGCCGCGGCCAAACUGGCCGAACGGUACAUUAAUGACCGAUUCUUGCCCGACAAGGCAAUCGAUCUCAUGGAUGAAGCCGGGGCCGUGGCGCAUUUGAGUGGAGAGGAAAAUGUCGUGGUGACCGAAGCUACCAUUGCGGAAAUCAUUUCGGAAUGGAGCAACAUUCCAAUUGGAAAAGUGCAAGAGGCGGAACAGUCGCAACUGUUGCAGCUCGAACACGACAUGACUGCACGGGUCAAGGGGCAACGACGAGCCGUUCAGGCAGUGGCACGAGCCAUUCGUCGAUCCAGGUCGGGAUUGCGGGAUCCCAAUCGACCUGUGGCAUCGUUCUUCUUUUGCGGGCCCACUGGAACGGGAAAGACAGAGCUGUGCAAGACGUUAGCGGAAACUUACUAUGGCAGUGAAAAAGAUAUGGUUCGUAUUGAUAUGAGUGAAUACAUGGAGAAGCAUUCCGUGAGUCGAUUGACGGGACCUCCUCCAGGGUACAUUGGUUAUGAAGAAGGAGGGCAACUCACAGAGGCCGUCAGAAAAAACCCUCACUGCACCGUGCUCUUGGACGAGAUUGAAAAAGCACAUCAAGACGUGUUGAACAUCCUGUUACAAAUUUUGGAGGAUGGUAUCCUGACGGAUGGAAAAGGCCGCACUGUCAACUUUAAGAAUGUGGUUCUCGUCAUGACAUCCAAUGUUGGAAGCAAACGAAUUUUGGAAGUUUCCAGAGAGGACCCCUUUGCUCCACCACCUCCGCCAGCACCAACAACACAGCAAUCCACAACUCCAGUUGACACGUCCCUGGACGCCACGCGAGCGGCUGUCGAUGGCUCCGGGGUAGAACCAAUGAAACCGGAGGAAGUACUGGAACGCAUGCAAAACAACCCUGAUGCGGUCCAACUCAUGAUGGAAGCAUCAUCCGAUCCUGUCAUUAUGCAAGCUAUGCGUACGGCCAUGGACGGAUCUCCAGCCCAGCUGUUGCAGGCGGGCAGAGAAAACCCUGCCGUUGCCAAGUUUUUAGAGCGCUUGUGGGCUGUUUUGGAUAAGGAUGGAACCAAGACGCCAACAACACAACCACCAUCAGUUAAUGGCAACUCGGGUCUCGAUGCGAUUCGUGGUGCCGUCGAGGAGAGUACGGACGAAUGGAGCGAUCCUGCCAAAACUACAUUUUCGACGGGGCUUAUGGAACAACUCGAAGGCAGAGCGGACGCUGCGACAGUCUCGAUGAUCGACGCCGAUGAACGCAAUGCUGCCCUGUAUCCAAAGUAUCUCGAGGUGGUGACAGAAGCACUCGAGGCCCAAAUGAAACCCGAGUUUUUGAAUCGCAUUGACGAGAUUGUGGUGUUUUCGCCACUGUCUCAGAAUGAUUUGUCCAAUAUUGCCGACUUGAUUCUGCAAAAGACAGUUGAUCGAGCUCAAAAAGAACUCAAGGGAAUGGAAAUCCUGGUCCAACCAUCGUUGGUGGAGCGCGUCGUGCAGGAAGGAUCGGCCAAUGCGGCUCAAUUCGGUGCCCGCCCCAUGCGCCGUGCCGCGCAACGCUUCCUGGAGGAUGCCGUGAGCGAUGCCAUCAUUCAAGGCUUUAUCCAAGAGGGAGACGUGGUGGAAAUUGAUGUGGCCGGGGACAAGAAUGGCAGCAGUGCUCCGGGUGUUUUAGAGGAGAUUAUCGUGAAACGAAGACGCGAUGGCAAGACGAUUUCGGUCAUUGUAGAAGAUGGAAGUGGAGGGAUUGGUCAAGCUUCGUCGUCGCCUUCCAGCAUGGUGGGACCCAGUGUCGAAGGACAACUGAAAGCCCAAUCCCAAGCAUUGUAA
Seminavis robusta is the source of this 3312-nucleotide messenger RNA. The record is from the annotation of a GenBank genome assembly. Lineage: Eukaryota; Bacillariophyta; Bacillariophyceae; Naviculales; Naviculaceae.